AGACAUGUGUCGUCGGGGCGUUAUGAGGCUUUUAUAAGAGAUAGGUUUUGUGUGAGUGUUUGUUCGGAUUCGGAGCGCAAGAGUCUGAUUCUCGAGGGUCUGCCGGAAGAUUUCCAGCGAGUCAAGCCAAAGAUCGAGCUUUACUUCCGAAACAAAAGAAGCUCUGGAGGAGAGAUCGUGCAGAUUCGAGAACACCCAGACGACAGACGAAAAGCGCGUCUGGUUUAUAUAAGAGACGAAGAUCUGAAGAAGGUGCUUGACAAAAGGAUCCAUAAAGUUGAUAUCAAACCUCAUGGAUCUGUUGAAGUGACGGUGAAACUCCCAGAAGACACAAGAACCAAGAAGAUCAAACCACCAGUACUGCCCAAACCCAAACCCGAGACAUGACUUCCCCUCAGAUCACACGCUCCAGCCAGACAGGUUAUUGAUUUACUCACACACUCCCUCCUUAUCGUACAACGGUGUCUCCCGUCAG
Messenger RNA from Sinocyclocheilus rhinocerous, 475 nucleotides. RefSeq names its product poly [ADP-ribose] polymerase 14-like. The annotation marks the transcript as partial. The transcript has 3 exons. NCBI's taxonomy places the organism in Eukaryota, Metazoa, Chordata, Actinopteri, Cypriniformes, Cyprinidae. The record is from RefSeq and is a predicted model, not a curated record.